CCUGCUCGGUGCUCCUGCGCGGGGUGGGCAGGGCUGCAGCAGUUUUAUGAACGGCGCACGGCUGCAUCAUGACCCCCUUCGCACCGAAUCGGACCCGCGAGCACUUCCAUUGACAAAGAUUCCGCUUGGUGCAUUUCUCUCACAGGAGCAGGAGGAGCAGCUGCAGUGAUGAGCAUCAUCCACAACAUCAACAUCAACAACAACACCACCAGUUUAUAAGCUGUUGAUUCGCCAUUGGAUCCGGGUUGCUUCGCGCGCACGGGCUCUCUCUCGGGACAGCCACGAGAAGAACCACCUGAAGGAAGGUCUGCUGUGGCACAGGAUUUCUUUCGCCACUUCACAACCAACGAUGCGCCCGAACGCGCCGGCGCAGCGUUCUGGACGCUUCUGUCGAUCACGGAUGCCUGCGAGACUGCAGCGGCCGGUGCGUGAUGCGAACUGAGCCGCGGGUGCUGUAGAAAACCACCCCGCGCCCCACGCACCCCGCCGAGCCUCCUCCAGCCUGAUCGCGCUGCGCCGGGGGGGAACAUGUCCCGCGCGGCGGCCAUCGCCAGCUCCCUCAUCCGGCAGAAGCGGCAGGCGCGGGAGCGGGAGAAGGCGAACUCGUGCCGCGGCAGCGGCAGCCCGAGCAACAGCAAAGGCGCCAACGACAAGCCGAGCAAACUCAACGUGUUCUCCCGGGUCAAACUGUUUGGCUCUAGGAAGAAACGGAAGAGAAGGCGACCGCCAGAGCCCCAGUUGAAGGGGAUUGUCACCAAGCUCUCCAGUCGUCAAGGCUUCCAGCUGCAGAUGCAACCUGAUGGCACCAUUGAUGGAACCAAGGACGAAGACAGCACCUACACUGUGUUCAACCUGAUCCCGGUGGGUCUUCGUGUCGUGGCUAUCCAGGGCGUGCAGACCAAACUCUACCUGGCCAUGAACAAUGAAGGCUUCCUCUACACCUCUGAACAUUUUACCCCGGAGUGCAAGUUCAAGGAGUCUGUGUUUGAGAACUACUACGUGACGUACUCGUCCAUGCUGUACCGGCAGCAGGCCUCAGGGCGGGCCUGGUAUCUGGGACUCAACAAGGAGGGCGGGAUCAUGAAGGGAAACCACGUUAAAAAGAACAAGGCCGCCGCCCACUUUAUACCGAAGCCGCUCAAAGUGGCCAUGUACAGGGAGCCUUCCCUCCACGACCUGACAGAACUCUCACGGUCAGGCAGCGGGACGCCGACCAAGAGCCGCAGUGCUUCUGCUCUACUUAAUGGAGGGAAAUCACCCAGCAACAAUGACUUAUCCUAGCCUCCUGACCCCUCACGCACAAACAUCCACAUGCACACACAUGCGCACACACACGCACACAGAUCUCAGGCCACACAUCAGGCUGCCAAGGGGUCAGCGGAGGACGAGGAGGACAAGAAUGUGUUCUUCCACUUUACGGAGCCCACUGUGACUGACUGUGAUGUAAAUAAAUCAAGGACAAUCAACCCGCCUGGCUCUGCUGCUCUGGCCUGCGAUGGGACGUGAGCGCUGAACGUGAGAUCGAACUGAGGUGACAGAGAGGGUCAGUCAGUCACACAGUCAGAUUUAAAGACUGUUACAGAGAACCAAA
Molecule: messenger RNA, 1591 nt
Organism: Thalassophryne amazonica
Lineage: Eukaryota; Metazoa; Chordata; Actinopteri; Batrachoidiformes; Batrachoididae
Product: fibroblast growth factor 13-like
Exons: 5
Coding region: 529-1281 (250 amino acids)
Biological process (GO): animal organ morphogenesis; regulation of cell migration; positive regulation of protein phosphorylation
Cellular component (GO): cytoplasm
Molecular function (GO): growth factor activity; fibroblast growth factor receptor binding
Source: RefSeq, a predicted model, not a curated record